This is a messenger RNA of Solanum stenotomum, 390 nucleotides long. RefSeq lists its product as uncharacterized. The transcript has 2 exons. Gene Ontology annotation, molecular function: zinc ion binding; nucleic acid binding. The coding region runs from base 1 to 390 and encodes 129 amino acids. The record is from RefSeq and is a predicted model, not a curated record. Lineage: Eukaryota; Viridiplantae; Streptophyta; Magnoliopsida; Solanales; Solanaceae.
AUGGUGGUUAAGGAAUGUCGUACCGUUAUGCUUAUCUAUGAAAUAGACAUUUCUCAUCUUAUGGUUCAUGGCAAACAAAUCGAAGAGGAGAAACUUAAGGAAGGGUCUAAAGAGGAAAAAAGGGCUAAGACCGGUGAUGGUAAAUUCUCACACGCGAAGUCCAGUGGACAUGGUAUUCCUAAGUGUGGAAGAAAGCAUAAGGGUAAAUGCUUAGCUGGCACGAAUGGUUGCUUUGGUUGUGGAAAGAGUGGUAAUAAGAUGAGGGAUUGCCUAAUGCUUGUCGCUAAAGAGAGAGAAAGUAAACAAGCUCCGUCUAGUGGUGUGGGUUCUAGUGCCACAAAGCAAAACUUAUUAUAUGCACUUCAGACUAGUGGUGAAGAAGAGGGUUGA